AGAACAUAGACCAUAGCUGCCGGUUUCAUAUGCUAUCAUAGCAACAACCAGUAAACACACGUAGGCCAAAUUGGUUCACGCGACGCACCUGCAAUAUCGCGAGAACGAAAACCACAUCUUUUGACACUUAAUAAGUAAAACGGUAUUUCACACAGUAAUGGCGUCUUCUGUUUCUGCGUUCCGGGACGCUGCCGCGGCUGCGCUCAACACCGAGGAGAAACUUCUGGAAGAUUUCCAACGCGACUCGCAUCCUGACAAGGUUUGUCUCGCGCGCAGAGAAUAUGUAGGUGAGGAUGGCAAGCCCAUAGUGAAUCCUCUCAUCCAGAAGAUCAAACAGCAAAUCGCAACUGACCCCACCCUUACCCCAGAGUACCCACCUCCACUUGGCAUCCCAGAAUUCAGCAGCAGGGCAUCACAGUUGGCUUUAGGUCGGGAUAGCCUUGCCAUUGUGGAGAAUAGGGUUUUAGGUGUGCAGACGGUAGGCAGCGCCGGAGCAGUGCGUCUGGGAGCAGAGUUACUGAAGCGCUGCUACUGCGUCAGCUCUUCCUGGGCCGGCCACAUUCUCCUGUCUUCUCCGUGUGAUGAAUCAUUACCUGGUAUCUUUGAGGCAGCAGGCUUUGGGGUGGUGAAACGCUACCGCUACUGGGACGGAGGGAGUCGCGGAGUGUGUGUGGAAGAAAUGGUAGAGGACCUGGAGAAAGCUCCGGAAGAAAGCGUGGUGGUCUUGUCCGCCUCAGGACACAGUCCCACCGGAGCCGAUCUCUCACAGGACGAAUGGAAAUGUGUGACUGAAAUCCUGGUGAAACGUCGGCUUCUGCCCUUCUUCUUGCUGCCAGCUCAGGGUUUGCAAAGCAAGGACAUUAAUCAGGACUCCUGGGCACUGAGAUAUUGUGUAUCUUUGGGGAUGGAACUACUGUGUGCUCAGUGCUUCUCCCACAACUUCAGCCUGUAUGGAGACAGAGUGGCUCACCUCCUGUGUGUUCUGAAGGAGAACGCCACUCUGGUGGCUGUCCAAUCCCAGGCAGAGAAGAUCGUCCAAACACUCUGGUCCCGCCCACCAGUGGAAGGUGCCAGAGUGGUGACAACGGUGCUCAGCAAUCCUGCACAUAUGGUGGAAUGGCAGGAAGGGCUGAAAGAUACAGUGGAGAGAUGCAUGCUGAUGAAGGAGCGUCUCCAAGAGAAGCUGCGGCUGUUAGGAAGCCCAGGCACAUGGGAGCACUUGAUUAAGUCGGGAGGAAUCUACUGCUGUAUUGGACUCUCUGUUCAGCAGGUGGAAUUUCUGGUGAAGAAGAGGCAUGUGUAUGUGCUCCCGGGUGGCUGCUUCAACGUGAGUGCCAUCAAUAGCAGUAACCUCGACUACGUAGCAGAAUCUCUUCAUCUUACUUUAACCACUCAACUCUGACCUUGGCUGACAUCACACAGAAUAGACGGUUAUGUCUGAAAUGGAUGUUGUGCUUCUGUGCUGGUUAAUUAUAUAGUUAUGUCUUUGAGAUUUUAAAAAAAAUAGGCCACAGAUUUUGCAUAAAAUCAGAUUUUGCAUAAAAUCAUUUAUUGCUACAUGUAAUGUUGUGGAAUGUCUGCAAAACAAAAUAAUUCCAAGUUAGUUAUCACUUACAUUGUAACAGCUAUAAACAUUUGUUCCCUGACCAGCCACUCUUUUUUCUCUACCUUGAAGUUAAUAAGACAAAAAAAGUGCAAAUUGUCAUGUCACUGAGAAAACAGAAGGUGCAAUGUCCUGAAGACUAUCCCGUGGUGGAAAACUUACUGACUGUUAUAAAGCGCUGACACUGGAGACUCCUUCAAUAAAUGUUAAAUAAACAUCUCCUUACAGAAAACUUCACCAUAUCAACGAUUAUGCAUUCUUCUUUCGUAAAUAGCAAAAUUACAUGAAGUAGCUGGUAUAAUAUACAGUGUGUAUGAAUAUCAUACUAUCCAAUACUAUACAUAUCCAAUUAAAUCAAGACUGUCAGUCACUAGCAUUUAAUUUACAGCCUAAUCAAGUGGAAUUCAUGUCGCACUGCAAUGCAGUCAUUACAGUAGAAAAAUGUGAAAUGUAAUUCAUGUAAUUCAUUACAUUGUUACCAUGAUGCUUGGUCUGUUUUCAAAUAAUGUCUAAAUAAUGAAAUGCCAUAUUUUUCAUACUUGAAUGCAAGCCACCUUGAAAUAAA
Pangasianodon hypophthalmus (striped catfish) is the source of this 2168-nucleotide messenger RNA. It is a transcript of the gene got1l1, whose product is annotated as glutamic-oxaloacetic transaminase 1 like 1. The coding region runs from base 158 to 1402 and encodes 414 amino acids. Gene Ontology annotation, molecular function: pyridoxal phosphate binding; L-aspartate:2-oxoglutarate transaminase activity. The record is from RefSeq and is a predicted model, not a curated record. Gene Ontology annotation, cellular component: cytosol. The transcript is spliced from 8 exons. Lineage: Eukaryota; Metazoa; Chordata; Actinopteri; Siluriformes; Pangasiidae. Gene Ontology annotation, biological process: L-aspartate biosynthetic process.